Panonychus citri (citrus red mite) is the source of this 6348-nucleotide messenger RNA. RefSeq lists its product as uncharacterized. Gene Ontology annotation, biological process: protein linear polyubiquitination. Gene Ontology annotation, molecular function: K63-linked polyubiquitin modification-dependent protein binding; zinc ion binding; K48-linked polyubiquitin modification-dependent protein binding. Lineage: Eukaryota; Metazoa; Arthropoda; Arachnida; Trombidiformes; Tetranychidae. Gene Ontology annotation, cellular component: LUBAC complex. The transcript has 12 exons. The coding region runs from base 227 to 5530 and encodes 1767 amino acids. The record is from RefSeq and is a predicted model, not a curated record.
UCAUCUUCAUAAUAAUAAUUAUCUUCCUUUGUCGUAUCUUCAUCUUCGUCUCCAUCGUUAACCUUUUUUUCCUCAUCUCUUUUACUUCCUACUUGUUUGAGUUCACUAAAAGUUUCGAAUAGUUUUUUUUACCUCAGAUCAAAUUGAUGGAAAACUUUGGAAUUAGUUGAUUGUGAUUAAUUUUAACAGUAAUUAAAGAGAAAGAGUUAAACUAAUUUGAUUAAUCAUGUUUUCUAGUCGAGUCACUGAAUCACCAAUACGAAACAUUGGAUCAUCAAGGAUGGUAAUUAACUCGACUAAUUCAAUUAAUUGUAAUCUUUGUGGUUCUUCCGGAAGUUCAGUUAAAUGUGAUCGAUGUGAUUCAAAAACCUUUUGUAUUUCCUGUGAUGAUAUGUAUCACCGUCAUCCCAAGAGACGAUUUCAUUUGAGAAAAACAAUUAACCAGCAAUCAAAUGGAUCUAAUCAAAUGAUAUCACCUUUAACUCGUCCCUUUCAAAGUUCAUCUCCAUCUCCAUCACCAUCGCCUUCAUUAUCUUCAGUUAAUGUUAAUUUUCAUUCCGAAUCACGAUUGGCUUCAUCAUCACCGAUUACCAAUAACACAAUUAAAUCACAAUCAAUAAUCUCACAAUUCCAAUCAUCAGAAUCUUCUCAUCAUCAUCCAUCUAAGAUGCCAAUACCACCUCCAAGGAGAAAGAAAAAACCACAAGAGGAUCCAAAUGGAUCAUUCUUACCCCAAUUUGGUCAAACUCGAGUUAUUCAAUAUCAAUCUGGAUCAAAUUACCGAUCAGUUGAUCAUUUAAAUCAAUCAGGACAAUAUUUCAAUGACCAACAAUCAAAACAUCAACAAUCUCAACCAUCACCGAAUCAACAACAGCGUUUAAAUUACAAUUAUCUUCGUCCAUUUGAUGAAGAGUACAGAAGAGGAAGUUCAAAUAUUGGAACCGGAAGUUCAAAUCUAUCGAGUGCUAAUAGCAGUAGCUUAUCAAGUGAGCAAUGGUCAAGUGAGGUUGGUUCAGCCGGAAAUGUUGUACCACCGGCACUUCCGUUGAAAAAGAAAUGGUCACAAUCUUUACCAGGAAAAUCUGAGUCUCAUGGAUCUGAACAGUCCAUAUAUCAAUUCAAAUCAAUAUUAUCACCAAGUAACUGGACAACCGGUGACCAUUCAAGAGCAAAUGAUUAUCAAUCAACAACAGCAAUCAGCUAUCAUAUGGGGUCAGUUUCUCUUGCUCAAAGUAUGGAGGAUCUCGGGUUGGAUGAUAGAGAUGAUCAAGUUUCAGAUGAAGAUUUUCCUGAUCAUGGGACAUUAACUCGUAAUAAGAGUAGAUUAUCAUCAUUAGUUAAUCGUCGAAAUGGUUCAAUGAAACGAUCUCAAAGUUCAUAUUUAGUUAAUCAGCAAUGGCAACAACAGAAUCAUCAACAACCAAUGGUUCCACCUUAUUGGAUUAAUCCUGUUUAUCCAAUGUAUUCAGGAGGGUAUCCGAUGAUUCCAGGGGGUGGUAUUGGUCCUUCACCUUUACCACCUUCUUCUUAUAAUAAUAAUUUAAGAGCGUCACCCUCACCAUCAUUACGAUCGCUUAACUUGAAUCGCCCCAAGCGAAGUGGUUCAAGUCAAUCAGUUCGGUCAUCGGUAGUUCGUGAAAGCUCACCUGGAAUCAUGCGAAAAUCAUCCGUCUCAUCUUCAUCAUCUUCUCACCAUCGUUCCCAUCCUCCUCAUCCUCAUCCUCAUCCACAUCAUCAUCAAAAUCAUUCAUCACAAUCUCGGAAUAAAAUGUUUGAUCAAAGAUCAACAUCAAUUCCCAGGUCACUUACGUCAUCUCGUUACUCAAUGAGAGCAACCGAUUCAGAAGAUGAAGAUGAUUACGCAAGCCAAUCGGAAGAUGAUGAAAUUGAUGAGGAAGAUGAUGAUAGAUUUAGUCAAGCAUCUUCGUUAGAGCCAAAUAAAUUGUGGACUUGUUAUGCUUGUACCUAUGUGAAUAACCCGAACGCUGAGAUUUGUGAAAUGUGUGGUAAAAGUCAUCCCAGUCGAUUGAAGCGCAUCGGUCAACGGGGAAAACAACCAAGGCCAAUGAAAGAAGAGCCGACGAAAGAGAAUCGAUCAGUCGAAUCAGCUAAUCAAUCGGUUGGUAAAAAGGGACCUGAAGUAGUUAUAACCAGUGAUUUAAUUCGUGAACAAAUGGAGAUUGAGAAGGAGCUUCGUCGAAGUGAUCAACAGAUUAAACAACAGCAAUCAGUUGAUGCAUCUUCAACUACAAUUAAAAAUGAUCAGGGUAAAGAUUUGAAUGAAAAUCAUAAUACUGGAUUGGUGGGAAUUAACAAAAGUCCAAGUGAAAUUAAUCAGGCUAACAAACCUGUUGAUUUUAAUUCUAAUGAAUUAAGUCAACCAUUAAUCACACCUCAAGCAUUAGUUAAUCAGCCAAUUAAUCAAAACCCACAAUUAGGAAUUGCUGGUUCACCAAUUCCAUUGAAUUUACCAGCAAUUUAUCACAAUCAACAACAACAGCAAACAAAUCAGCAAAUUUAUCCAUCGUAUCCAAAUCAAUAUCCAAUGAUGGGCCAACAAUUAAAUCAAAUCAAUUCUAGUCAAUCAAUUGUAAGUCCUGGUUCCAUGUUUCCAAGUUACGACUUCACAAUCAAUGUACAAUUUACAAAUGGCAAUAUACCGAUGAACCAAUUGCCGAGCCAUCAAACUAUUCCAGAUCACAAUCAACCGCUAUUUCCAGGUACUCGAACUGAGCCAAAUGCUUUAAGUUACUUGGGUCAUUCGAGUGGUUUUAACGGUAAAUUCAUGAGCAAUGAAAAUUUAUCGAUUGAUAAUCGAACCAAUCAAAGUGCCGCUUCCGUUGGAUCAACAACAGCUUCGAUAUCUUCAGCCCAAUCUCAACUACAAUCGGGCUUUCAAAUGUUCAAAUUACUUCGAGAUGCCGAGAAAAAAGGUUUCACCGCUGAUGAUAUUGAAAUCGCUUUAACAUUUAACUCAACUUCACCUUUAGAUUGGUUAGAUGAGAACUGGAAUAAUAUGAUUGAAACAGUUUUGACACUUUCCAACAAUCAAUUAGUUCAGAAUGAAAAGAAACGCCUCGGGAAGAAAUAUAAAUUAACAGCGAUCGAUUUAGUUACAACGAAAGACGCUAAAUUGGCCUUACGAUUAACCAAAGGUAAUAUUUGGCAGGCAAUCGAUAAAUGUGUCCAACGGAAGGAGGAAGAUAAAUCUGAUGAAAAGAAAGAUGUAAAAUCAUUUAGUCUCGAUAUCGAGGAAUCAGGUUCAGGUAAAUCUAAUAUGGACGCUGUUCCGAUCGCUUUGCUAACUAACCAAAACCAGCAGAACCAAGAGUCGAUACGAUUGUUACAAUGUUCAUCUUCGUCCCUGAGAAAUGAUAAAAAUGAACUUAAAGCCGAUGAAAUAACUUUAUCUCGAUCAUCUUCAUCUUCUGGUGAAUAUUUUUCUGAACCUUCAGAUGACAAUGAAGAUGAGAUGAGAGAGAAGAUAAAUGUUGGCACCAAUGUAAAUGAUGAGGAUGAAGAUGAAGAUGAAGAUGACGAUCGAUUGGUGGAUAUUGAAGUUAAAUAUCUUGACGCUGUUAAUGAAGUGGAAGAGAUUGAGGAAAAUAUUCUUAUUGAGGAAGAGGAAGAAGAUAUCGAAGAUGAUGAAGAAAAUGUUGACGAAAUUGAUGGAGAUGAGGAUGAAGAGAAUGAGGAACUUGUAAGAUUAAGGUCUGAUUCAGUGGAAGAUAAAGAAACAGAUGAUGAAGAAGAUAACGAUAACGAAGACAGAGACUAUGACGAAGAUGAAGAUGAAGAAGAUGAUGAUAAAGAAAUGGAGGAUUAUGAAAAUUUGAGAAAAAGUUUAGAGCAAAGAUUAUCUCAAUUGGGGAUUAACAGUAUUGAUGGUUAUAAUGAUGAUUCGGAUGAAGAUGGAAACCAUGAAGAUUUAGCUAAAAGUGAUAAAUCCCAAGAGGAAGAUGAGGAAAUUAACAGAGAUUUUGAAAUACUUAAUAGAGAUGAUUUUGAUUCAAAUGAUUCAGACAAAUGGAGUCAACAAUCAGAAGAAGAUGAAUCCAAUCAUGAACCAAUCAAAGAGUCUAUGGAGACUUUAAAAACAUCCUCACAAUCAGAGACGACAAUCAAUAUAACAGAAUCAUCAUCAUCAAAAGAACAUCAGAAAGUUAAUCAAGAGAAACAAUCAGAUAAUCAAGAAACUCAAUCAAUUGGUAAUAUUGAAAAUCCGCUGGAAAAAAAAGUUACAAAAAGUUUGAAGAAAAAAGUUGUUCCAUUAACAAAUCUAAAGGAGAAAGUAACAGUAUCGGAGGCCGAUGGUUCUAACGGUAAAUCAACCUUAUUACCUGUUACACCGAUCACUGAAUUACCUGUAAUCGAUAAGGAAUCGCUGAAUCCUCACUUUGGUUAUGCUCGAUCGGCAUAUGAAUGUGAACUGUGUGCAGGUUCAUUUCAUAUUCGUGAUAUGGUCUCAAUGAUUUCGUGCACUCACAAGGCCUGUGUUAAUUGUUUACGUCAAUACUUUUCCGUUCAAAUUCGUGAGGCCUCAGUGUUCAUAAUCACAUGUCCCUUUUGUUCCGAACCUGUAAUCUCAUCGGACGAUGAAGAUUCUGUUUGUGAUUAUCUUUCCCUUCUCGAUCAACUGGUUAAAUCUCUGGUAUCAGCUGAUCUUCACGAACUUUGGCAACGAAAAGUUCGAGAUAAAGUUCUAUCUAAAGAUCCAUCUUUCCGUUGGUGUACUAAUUGUUCAUCAGGUUUUAUCGCUUCCAAUCCAGCGGCUAAAACAAUUACCUGUCCUGAUUGUAAAAUCGUUAAUUGUGCCUCUUGUCAUAAGAUUUGGGAAGAUCAACAUACCGGAAUUACCUGUGAUCAAUUCACUGAAUGGAAACGAUUAAAUGACCCAGAAUACUCAGAUAAUCAAUUAGAACUUCAUCUCAAACAAUUCGGAAUCGAUUGUCCCAAUUGUAAUUUCCAUUACGAACUAUCCAAAGGAGGAUGUAUGCAUUUCCAUUGUGUCCAAUGUUCCCAUGAUUUCUGUGGAGGUUGCAGACAAACAUUCAGAUUAGGAUCAAAAUGUAAAAUCUCAAAUUGGUGCGAUAAACUUGGAUUACAUGCUCAUCAUCCUCGAAAUUGUUUAUUUUAUUUACGAGAUAAAGAAGUCAAUGAAUUAAGGCAACUAUUAGAUAUUCAUAAGAUUGAAUAUAAAUAUCAUGAAGAUAAACAAUCAACCAAUGAAUCUCGUGUUUGUAUGAUAAUGGAGCAGAAAGAGUAUCCUGAAGGAUUGAAGGAUUUGCCCUGCGGCAAUAAUCUUGAAACCGCCGGUGUUUGCAAGCAACAUUAUAUCGAAUAUCUUGGUGGAUUAAUCUUCGAACAUGGAAUCGAUCCGAUUGAGAUUUUCACCGAAGAUGAAUUGGUUCAUGUUCUUCGUCGAGAUAAUCUUAUACUUCCAAUUAAGAAGAAUGGACAAGAUUAUCGAACUAUUCUUUAUGAGAUAAUCAGGAAGGAAUGUCCAUUGAUUAGGGAACCUGUCAAGUGAUUUAAUUGUUGAAAUGAUAAUUUGGCAACAAUCAACGAGCAUCAUUCGUAUUCAUUGUUAUUCAACUUUAAUUCAAUUGUGUAAAUAUUAAUUUAUAUCAAUGAAAAAAUCGGAUAAUUCAUUCAUUUUCAUGGUAGAAAAUUGUGUUAAUCAAAUGUAAUCAAAAUAAUUAAUUUAAUUCUUUCAUUCAGAAUCAAAUGUAAAUAAGUUUCAUCUUCAACAAUCAAGAAAAAAAAAAGUCUAAUUGUUUACCAUUUAGUUACCAAAUUAUAGUAAAGUUUUAUUAAUCAACGAAUCGUAAUCACAGCUAAUCAGUUGUAAUAAUAAUUAGUUAACAAUUAGCCGGAGAUGAAAUCUAAUUACGAUUACAAAUCUAAUUGUGCAAUCGAAACUUUUAAUCAACAAAUUAAAAUAUAUCUUAAUUGUAUUAAAAUCGUUGGUUAUUCAUAAAGGUAAAUAAUCAACUCUAAUUUAAGCAAAUUGAUUAAGUUAGAAAAUUAAAUUAUCAAAUGUUUCGUGUGGUAAAUUGCCUGAAGAAAUAAAUUAAUUAACAGUUUCGUUAAUUUCUUCAAUUAAUUUGCAAUUCAUAAUAAACACAAUUGAAUAAUCAGAUUGAUUAUUAAGACGAUCUGAAUCAUUGAUUAAUCAUUUGAGAACAAGUGAAAUCUAUUGAAACAAUUUAAUUAUCAAUUUGAUUCUCAUAAAUUUAUUCACAUUUUCUAUUAAUAAUUAAAAUUCUCAUCGUAACAAUUAAACUUAAACAAUGAUGGAAACCAAAACAGAUCAGCAAUUAACUCAUUGAUUUAUGUAAUUCUCAC